Pseudopodoces humilis (Tibetan ground-tit) is the source of this 319-nucleotide messenger RNA. Lineage: Eukaryota; Metazoa; Chordata; Aves; Passeriformes; Paridae. The record is from RefSeq and is a predicted model, not a curated record.
CAGGUACGAGGAGCUCACCAACCUGAUCCGCUCCAUCCGCAACGCCAUGAAGAUCCGCGACGUCAGCCGCUGCCUCGAGGAAUUUGAGCUGCUGGGCCGGGCCUGGGCCAAGGCCAAGGGCGUGGUGGAUCGGGAUGGGGUUCCCAGGUUCUACCUGCGCAUCCUGGCCGACCUGGAGGAUUACCUGAACGAGCUGUGGGAGGACAAGGAGGGGAAGAAGAAAAUGAACAAAAACAACGCCAAGGCCUUGAGCUCCCUGAGACAAAAACUGCGCAAAUACAACCGGGACUACGAGGGGCAGAUCGCGGCCUACAGACAG